Anarrhichthys ocellatus (wolf-eel) is the source of this 3719-nucleotide messenger RNA. RefSeq names its product phosphatase and actin regulator 3a (gene phactr3a). Gene Ontology annotation, biological process: actin cytoskeleton organization. Lineage: Eukaryota; Metazoa; Chordata; Actinopteri; Perciformes; Anarhichadidae. Gene Ontology annotation, molecular function: actin binding. The record is from RefSeq and is a predicted model, not a curated record. The coding region runs from base 1 to 1470 and encodes 489 amino acids. The transcript is spliced from 12 exons.
AUGGUUUAUUCAGUAAGCAAGCUGGCCACGCUGGGGCGCAUCUUCAAGCCCUGGAAGUGGAGGAAAAAGAAGAAUGAGAAGCUAAAGCAGAGUUCCACAGAUGUAGCAUUAUCCAGCAAUCUUCUAUGCCACGACCCGAGCUCCCCCACCCAGGGCUGCUGCUCAGACGGUGCAGUCCUGCUUGGAGGAUUCGGGGGACCCUUGAACUCAAACCUCACAGUCAGCAGUGUGGAAUACCUUGGUCCUGAGGAGGAGCUUCCCCCUCCAGUAGCUGCCCCUCUUCAGGACUGUGAACGGGUGGAGGAGAAUGUACUAACACCGGAGGAGGAGGGAAGUGAGGAGGUGCAGCCUGUCGGGGAUUUACCUGAGGGGCUGAAGGAUAUGGGCGAGCAGAUAGAAGAAAGACCAGAGGAAGAGAUUCCUCCAGGAACGUCCCCACCACAAGUACCUCCCAAACUUUUUCCGCUGCUGAGUACUGGAGAUGAUUCAGGCCCUGUGUCGCUCCCUGCUCACCUGCCCAACUCCUACCUCCCCAAGGAGCCUCCGCCCAGGGCCACAGAAAGCAUGCUUUCAAUGACCCUGCCGCUACGAGGGCACCUAACCAACACCUCAGGGUCCCCACAUAUAGGCAAUAUGAUGCAUCCUCCCAUGCCCCCUAGCUGCAUUAUGGAGGAACUGCAGAGAGCCUUCGCUUCCAAGAACAGACACGAGAGUUCCCGCGAAGGGUGUGAGCAGGCCUCACCCCAAAGGCUGUGGUGUUCAGAUGGACGUCUCUCUCGCUCCUGCAGCUCUGAGAACCAACACAAAUCGUCUUUUGGGGGCGGCUGUGUGGGAGGUGGAAGGUCCGACUGGCCCAAGAAGGAGGCGGAGGAGAAUAAGGAGAACAUGCGGCUGGACCAGUGCUUCUCCAACACCUCAGGCCUCCCCAACGACUUAGAAGAAUGGAAUGACUCCGUCAUCUCUGGUACACUUCCUCGCAGGCUAAGGAAGGAGUUGCUGACUGUCAAACUACGAAACAGGCCCAGCAAGCAGGAGUUGGAAGACAGAAAUAUCUUCCCAGUCAGGAGUGACCAGGAGCGCCAGGAAAUUCGCCAGCAGAUUGAGAUGAAACUUGCCAAGAGGCUGAGCCAGAGACCCAAUGUGGAGGAGCUGGAGAGUCGGAACAUACUGAAACAGAGAAACGACCAGACAGAGCAAGAGGAGAGGAGGGAGAUCAAACAGCGGCUAAACAGAAAGCUCAACCAGCGGCCCACGGUAGACGAACUACGAGACAGAAAGAUUCUGAUCCGCUUCAGUGACUAUGUGGAGGUGGCCAAAGCUCAGGACUAUGACAGGAGAGCAGACAAGCCCUGGACCCGGCUCUCGGCAGCAGACAAGGCUGCAAUCCGAAAAGAGCUCAACGAGUUCAAAAGCACCGAGAUGGAAGUGCACGCCUCAAGCAAACACCUUACGAGGUUCCACCGGCCAUGAAAGUGGGGCGUUUCUUCUGUGAAGAAAUGCUGAGCUUUGACUUUUUCUGAAGCUGAGCAGCGGCAGACAGUUCAGAGAACCUGGGGGCCUAUUUGUCUUCAGCGUGUCUUUAGGAUUCUUCCAGCACCCUUGACUAUCAUAUCACCCGUAUGAGGGCACGGGUGUGAGAGAGGAGCGGAUGGAAAUGUUUGCGGCAGUGUGUCCUGGAGACUACUGAAUGUCGCCACAUGGAAGCUGGCUGGUGAAAGAGGACUCUAGUGGCUCUGACUCUCAGGAUGAGAGCGGAGGGAGAAAAAAAAAACCCCAAUUAUGUCAUUCAGUCAGUGUUGUUUUUUUUGUACUAUUUCAUGGACUCCUUUGACAAGGCGGUGUCGUUGGAAGAAGUUGAGCAUGUGACCAGCUUCACCUUUUCUUAACUGAUGAAUAAUGUGUCACUUGGACUGUGUAGAGACUGUGCAGUCUCUGGGAGGUGGUAUCGGGAAUGAAUUUUGAUAUCAACUGUACAUACAGUAUGUCAAUCUGAAUGGGACGUCAAUGUCUUCGCUGAAAAGAGAAAUACCUUUGUAAGCACUACUUGUCUUCAAAAUACAAGGUCUUUUUUAAGAAUGGCUUAUCUCUUUUGUAAACAGUUUUAUUUUCAAUGAAGAAUCAGGUUGAAGACCCAUUUAAAAACAACUGAUAGAUUUAACAAUUUCAUUGUUUUAAUGAAUUGGCACUUUUCAGUACUUUACUAAUCUACAUGAAUAAAUCAGGAAUUUGUAUUGAAAAUGUCACAGAGCCGAACUUACUUACUUUGAAAGAACACUAAAAAUGAUUGAAUUCAUAAACUUCAUCAAAUAAUAAAUAUCAGAAUAACAUGACAUUUGUAAUAAAAACAAACAUAGAGCAACAACACAGCCACUUCAGAAUAAACCAACACAUCCACGUACAAUUAAAGCAGAACCUGGAACAAUCGGUACUAAAGGCAAACACUUUAAAAUGAAACCAGCACAGCGGAAGUACACAGUGCAGUGUACAUCAUGUGGUGAAAUACACAACCUUGUUUAUAGUGUAGGACUUUGUUGGCUCCAUCAGGGGAAAAACAAAGCAUGCAGGCCUCUCUUCACACCCUGGAGCUCGCCCUCUUGCUACAGAAAGCACACAAGCACAAAUAAUUCAUCAUUAAAAUCAUCUGAGUCAUAAAUUCUCUCAAGACUGCAUGUUCUGUACAGGCUUCCGAAAUGAGUGAAGGACACACAAUGAAAGCCAGUCUAAUUGUUCUGGUGUAAUCUAUGCUGAAGGGUCACCUGUGUCGUGUCUACUCACCAUCUCGCUGAGGAGUCUGUCCUGAACUGACUUCAUGUCAUUUCGUAUCAUGCACAUCUGAGGACAGCAGGCAGAUCAGCAGGGUUUUAGGGGUGGUAACAUAGAAUAUGACACAGUCGGGACAAAUGGGACGAGUUGAAACACGGGACAAUGAGAUAAGCAAAAUGUUAUUAAUGCAACUCAGGGAAAGCUGACAGGCAGAGGUAACGGAAAAAAAAUUGAUGAGCUAGGAAUAAAAAUUUCAAAGUUCAAAGCCACCUGAGCUUCGGGUUUACCCAGCAAAUUAGAAGCUAACACUCGGGCAACACAAUGAAGCACAUAUUAGAUUAGUUUCAGUCUGAGGGGCACACCUGGGAAGUGAAUAUCCUCUCCUCGUACUCCACACUGUGACACACGUUACUCUGCAGGGCGUUCUUCAAGGCCUCAUGUCUGGAAGGAAGGCGACGGACAGUCACACAACCAAAUGAGGGAGGUGGGAAAACACAAAAGCUCAAGGUAAAAUAAAAAUGUCAAUAUAAUGCGGUUCAAUGGGAAACACUGAUAAACAUUAAAUGCACUAUUUUCUAAAAACUGCACUUGGUGAGGAAACAACGUCUGGUAAAGCAGAGAGCCUAUGAUUAAGUCAAGGAAUCUACAUUUACGGCUAUUUAUGUGUGCGAGUUGCCAAAAUAAAGCAGCUAACCCACCUCACACAUCACUUCUUUAAGUGUUUUUUUUAGCACCAAUUGAGACAUUAAUUAAGAAAGAACAAUUGUAAAAAGAAUAACUUGUGAAGUUAAGAAAUAAUGUUGACAUUUUCUGACCAGACUAACAUGUAUGACAAGACACUGAUUGGAUCAUGGGGUUAACUCUUCGACAGGAAGUUCAUGAGAUCGGUCGCGUGUGCGUCCCUCUGUGUGUGUGCACCUUUGUGUCUGUCCACGGCUAAUCUCGCAUUGUGCUGC